Oryzias melastigma (Indian medaka) is the source of this 5205-nucleotide messenger RNA. It is a transcript of the gene limk1a, whose product is annotated as LIM domain kinase 1a. Gene Ontology annotation, cellular component: cytoplasm; neuron projection; nucleus. Gene Ontology annotation, molecular function: protein binding; ATP binding; protein serine/threonine kinase activity. The coding region runs from base 83 to 2107 and encodes 674 amino acids. Gene Ontology annotation, biological process: positive regulation of stress fiber assembly; actin cytoskeleton organization; protein phosphorylation. The transcript is spliced from 16 exons. NCBI's taxonomy places the organism in Eukaryota, Metazoa, Chordata, Actinopteri, Beloniformes, Adrianichthyidae. The record is from RefSeq and is a predicted model, not a curated record.
CGGGGCUGCAGGUCGCCGGUCAGCGGGUUUUCUGUUGCGCAGACGCGGCUGGCUCUGUCCGGAGCUCGGUGUCGGAGAGUGAAUGAGGUUGAUGCUGCUCUGCUGCACCUGGAAGGACGAACGCAUGGGAGAGGAUGAAGCUGGAGAAAGGUUGCCUGUGUGUGCGGGAUGUAAGCAGAGGAUCUAUGAUGAGCAGUACCUUCAGGCCCUCAACAGUGACUGGCACAGCCUCUGCUUCAGGUGUUGUGAGUGCAGCGCCUCGCUGUCCCACUGGUAUUAUGAAAAAGAUGGUCAGCUCUUCUGCAAGAAGGACUACUGGGCCAAAUUUGGGGAGCUGUGCCACGGCUGCAGCGACCCGAUCACCACCGGCCUCAUCAUGGUCGCCGGGGAGCAGAAGUAUCACCCAGAAUGCUUCAGCUGUCUGAGCUGCAGGGCGUUCAUCGGGGAUGGAGACACGUACGCUUUGGUGGAGAGAUCCAAACUCUACUGUGGCAACUGUUACUACCAGAACAUCGUGACCCCGGUGUCGCCGCCAGACUCGCCGUGUUCUCGGAUCCCUCACACUGUCACGCUGGUGUCCAUCCCGGCCUCCGCCGACAGCAGCGAGGAGUCCAAGGGGCGGGGUUUCUCCGUGGCCGUCGAGCAGCCGCUCAUCCCGACCAACGGCUUCAGCCCAGAGCAGGAACGCACUGUCAGAGUGUCCGAAGUGGAUGCUGACUGCAUCAGCCCAGAUGUGAAAAACUCUAUUCACGUUGGAGACAAGAUUCUGGAAAUCAAUGGGACUCCUAUUCAUAACAUUCCCCUGGAUGAGAUCGACCUUCUGAUCCAGGAGACCAGUCGGCUUUUACAGCUCACCCUCGAACACGACCCCCACACUCAAAGGCAGGAUGGCGGCUCCGCGGAGGCCAACGAGCAGAUGAACAGCGCUCUGUCCUCGCCCCCGUCAGAGGACCCCAGCCCCACCCUGCCAAUCACACGGCCGCCCAUCCCCAACAUCAACAACCUGAAGUCCCGCAUCAUAACGCGGAGCUACAGCAUCGAUAAGUCGCCGGGCUCCAGCAACGCUGCGUCGCCCAUCUCUCAGAGGAAGGAGAUCAAUCGAUCCGAAUCCCUCCGCGUCGUCUCCAGUCGGACUCACCGCAUCUUCCGCCCGUCUGACCUCAUCCAUGGAGAAGUGCUGGGGAAGGGAUGCUUUGGACAGGCCAUCAAGGUGACCCACAGGGAGACCGGGGAGGUGAUGGUGAUGAAAGAGUUGAUCCGCUUUGAUGACGAGACACAGAGAACAUUCCUGAAAGAGGUGAAGGUGAUACGUUGUCUGGAUCACCCCAACGUGCUCAAGUUCAUUGGAGUCCUCUACAAAGACAAGAGACUGAACUUUAUCGCAGAGUACAUCAAGGGAGGAACUCUGAGGGAAAUAAUCAAGAAAAUGGACAGUAAUUAUCCCUGGAAUCAGCGGGUCAGUUUUGCAAAGGACAUAGCUGCUGGAAUGGCGUAUCUACACUCCAUGAACAUAAUCCAUCGAGACCUGAACUCCCACAACUGUCUUGUUCGAGAGGACAACACAGUGGUGGUGGCAGACUUUGGUCUGGCUCGGCUCAUGGUGGACGACAAGCACAGUGACACGCUGCUGCAAGGAAAACUGUCGGGUUUAAAGAAGCCCGACCGCAGGAAGCGUUACACCGUGGUGGGAAAUCCCUACUGGAUGGCUCCUGAGAUGAUCCACGGGAAGAGCUAUGAUGAGAGAGUUGACAUCUUUUCCUUCGGCAUCAUGCUCUGCGAGAUUAUUGGCCGGGUGAAUGCAGACCCAGACUACCUCCCCAGGGCGACAGACUUCGGACUGAACGUUUCUGGUUUCCUGGAGCACUUCUGUCCUCCUGACUGCCCCCCCGCCUUCUUCCCCUUGGCGGCUGUUUGCUGUGACCUUGAUGCAGACAAAAGACCUCCCUUCCUAAAACUGGAGGAGUUGCUGGAGAACCUAAAGAUGCACUUAGACAUUGGUCUGCCCCUCAUGUCUGAACUGGACCAGCUACACAAGGCAUUCUGGGAGCAGCACAGCGUCAAACGCCCCGAGAAUGGCCUGCACACUCACCCCGAGCAGCCGGAGUAAAGGCUCAGCACCACAGGAAAAGAGGAGGUAACCCCUCAGAGGACAAAACCCCCCAGCCUGGGUGACGUGGUGGCAGAACAGAAGGAGUCCUGUCAAUGCUCCUCCAGGAGCAGAUGACAUGCUGGCUCAGUCUGAAAGAAAGAACAUGGAUCUAAAGAGUCUGCUGUGGAAGGUUCUGCGGUUCUGAGGUUGGAGAGUGGAAUACAUCAUAUGCAACCAGACACACCGUUCAAAUCACGACUCGUCUUGAAUUAUGCAGAUGAAACUUAGCAGUGGAUACUUGCUUUGCUUACCGUCAAUCCACACGAAACAAAAACGAAUCAAAGACACAAGCAAAGCCGACUUGCAGCUUUUCCCCUCUGAGUGCAUUGCUGUUAUUUUAUUUUAUUUUAUGAACUUUGGAUUUGAAGAAAAAUGUGAAAAAAUCUCUGUGUGCCGUCUUAACACGCAACCCACUUGUACCAGUCAAAACAAACCUUUCAAGCUUUAAAUAUUUCACAGCAUGACUGUAAAUAAUGUCAAAACUCAUUCAUGGCGUCCACUGACUUGGAGUGAACCACUGAUUUGCCCACUUUUUUGCGUGUUACACUGACCUUGGUACGUACCGCUGUAUGUUUGCAUAUUUCAUUCACUUUGACAUUCAGAUACACACCAAGGUCCCACAAUGGAAUCACUGUAAAUGUUUUAAAUAUUGUAAAUUUAGAGACAUAUUUUAUAUACAUUGCCAUAUUUUUCUUAGCUGAACAGGAAAAAAAAAUAAUAAUAUCACUAUUGUAUCAGGCUAAACACUUUUAGAAUAGAACGAAUUGCGAUCCUGUUAAAAAAAAAUAAUCAGUUUGAACUUUUAAGAAAUUAUAUUUUCAAUGCUGGAACAAACUAACCAUCGAUUAGGUAAAUCGUCUACGAGCUAAAGUGAAGUCCAAUUAGAAAGAGCUGAGUGACAAGUCAUAAAAUUAAAAGGGGGUGUAUUGGCAAGAGUCUGGCGAUACGAUACGUAUCACGAUAAAUGUCUUGCGAUAUGUAUCAUGAUAUAUGUACAGAAACAGUCUUUCACUUUAUUAUAAAGAGUAUGACUUAAAAAGAAAAUUCUACCUGUAAUCUUAUUUGAGCAAAGCACCGCAAUCCACAUUUUUUGUGGCAUAGAGUUUCGUUCAGUCCCCAUCCCAAAUAAAAACUAAGUAGUCUUACAACAACAAAAAGGCUAACUGAACAUUUAACACAAGCUAGUUCUCAGGAGAUCAAUGAUAAUUAAUUAAAUAUCAUCUUGUCAGCAUUUUUAAUCGAUAUUGCCUAACAAGAUAUUGUGAUAAAUCGCCAAAUCGAUUUUUUUCCCCUCUACACCCCUAAAAAUUAAUGUUAGCCACAAUUAUCCUAGUGCUGGCUCAACCUGAUCAUACUGGAGUUUAAAGAGGAGACUCUGUCGGUAUCAAUCAGUUCUGAAGGCAGUUAACCUGCUAUUGAUUCUGUUUCUGCUGGUCUUGUUUCAAUCGGAACGUCAGGUACUGCCUCAUCUCGUCAGCUCCUCCUGAAGAUGGGCCACUGUCUGUUUACAUGUGAAAGCUCGCUGUUUUGUUAAUAUCACUGUAUAUAUAUAUGUAUAUAUAUGUGUGUGUGUGUGUGCAUUGCCUAAACGUGCACUCUUCAGAAAUGCUUUCCAACCAGGUCAGACUUUUCUCCUGCACCUUGUGAUGUAACUGCUGUUUCCACGAGCUACACCGGCGUGCUCUCUUCUUCUUCUUCUUCUGCUUUUAUUCCAAUCGAUGCUUCUCUGUCUUUUUCUCUCUUAGGUUAGAAAACGAGGAUGAAAGACAAAAAAAAGUUCAACAAAGAAAGCAGGGCUGCUUAGAAAAUGACAAAAAACAUUAGUUUUUUUCUAUAAUGAUCUCCUUUUGUAUAACAUUUUACUACUUUAAUUUGCACUAAACGGCUGUUUUGAGGCCUUUUUUUCCUUCUCUUGGGCUACUUGUGAUAAGAAAGGAAUUUUGUCAGUUCAGGUUGAUAUAUAAAUGCAAGCCACUGAUGGAGCCUUUCAGCUGUAAAAAAAAAAGGGUUUGUGGACUUCAUCCUCUCCAUAGCGAAGUGUUUUUUUUACCCACUAGGUGAGGGGUGUUGAACUCCUCCAUGUUUUUCAACCAACCGGCCACUGAAGCUCCUUAUUGGCUAAACACACCUGAUCCAGGUAAUCAGCAGGAGACCAGGAGUUUGACACCCCUCCCUUAUGUAGAAUUGGUUUAAUCCAAUUUGAAAUAUGAAUAAUUUUGCAGACUAAAGAGAGUUCUUGCUAUUGAGAGGAUGUGAUGUCUCUGCUCUGCCUGCUGCUUACAGACUGGUCCUUUGUGAAUGAUGUCCUGUACUGUCUGACUGACUACUUGCUUACAGAUGUGAUGCCCACAGAGUCCACAGCCACUGCCAGUCUCGCUGAUAGCAUUUAAAGUGGCUUCCCUCGUCUCUUCCUCAUCUACUCUUUUUGGCUCAGGGCCGUGAUUCUUUCUGGAGCUUCUUCCCGUUUAUUCAGCAGCGUAAUGCGAUUGCAGUCAGACUGGACGAGCAUGCAAACUUCUGUCACUGGGCGGGCUAACACUAAAACAAGCCUCUUCUGGUCGAUGUGUGGCUUAUGAGCUGUAAUCGAGCAGCUUUCUCUGUUCCUGUAAGAGCCAUGUCACGCAUGUUCCAGUGUUUGUGAGCACCUGUGGUCAUUGUGAGCAUUUUUGCAGCACUUCUUUGCAAAGGAUCGUUACCUCUGAACAAUGCUGUGCCUUUGUUGUAAGCUAGCCUUGCCAACGACUCCAAAACAUGAACUGAUUUUCCCUUUUUUAUUGUAUCAUAGGUGCAAAAGCCUGAUUGAAGUGGAUUGUGUAUCAUAACUAUGUUGGAUAAGAUUUUAAUUCUUGUUCUUUGUCAUAUUUAUAUUUUCUAUAUCUUCAUUGUAUGUUUUUAUAUGUUACAUUUCUUUUUGGUCUUAUUUAAUUUUUUACACAAGCUGUGAAAACAAUUCUGCACUUUAAUCCUGUAUGUAAACAUUAAGCCUCUGAGGAGGUUUUUUUUUAUUUUAUUGAUUUUGUCACAGCUGAAAAUAAAACUGUUGCUCUUAAAACAAA